AUGGCCUUUCUCAAGCAGCACGAGGUGCAGGCAGAGCCCUGGCGUAAUCUCGCUGCCCGCGCAGCGACACCGCGAGGUGUAGCAAAGCAGCGCGUGGCCAUAGUGACCGUCUGCGAUUAUGAUCCCACGCAGACGCCUCUUGCGAGAUUAUCAAAACUCAACAGAGAUGCAUAUGCCAAGAUGCACGGAUACGAUGUGGUGAUGUAUGAGAAGGCGCCCCUGUUUGCGGACCCGCUGGCAGAGCUGCUGACGGAGCCCCUGGCCCACCGGCCGCCAGCAUGGUCGAAGGUGGAUGCCCUGCUGGAGACAUUGGCGCAGGGACGCCAUGACUGGGUGAUGUGGUUGGACUGCGACUCCUUCUUUAUGGAUCCAGAGGUGCGCCUGGAGGAGGUCGUCGCCCUGGCGGAGAGCCGCUGCCCUGCGGCGCCCGGCGACGACGCGGCUGGACUUCGAGAGCUGGUUGCAAAGUGGCAAGCAGGCCCGGAGAAGGAUCCGCUCUACUUUGGAAUGUCUCGCCCGGAACUGGGCCCGAGAAAUGUUGAGGUGCACUCGGAGGAAUUGAAGUUUGAGCCAGAAAAUGCCGUGCGGGCUCUCGUUCUUGCCAUGGCAGAGCCUGUGAGCCGGUCUGGGGCGAUUUCGACGCAUGCGAAUGUCUCGAACGAGCUUCGACCAUUGCUUUCAGACACGCGUUUCGAGUGCGUUGGUACAUCUGGGUGA
Molecule: messenger RNA, 717 nt
Organism: Symbiodinium pilosum
Lineage: Eukaryota; Dinophyceae; Suessiales; Symbiodiniaceae
Source: the annotation of a GenBank genome assembly